AUGUCACGUUAUGAUAUUGUAUUGUACGGCGCAAGCGGAUUCACUGGAGGAUAUGUACUCAAAUUGCUGGUGCAAGAACAAGAACAGCAAAAUAUCACUUUUGCAAUCGCAGGUCGAAGUGAUUUAAGACUGAAGAAGUUACUUGAAAGUACUGGUCAAGAAAUGGGCAAGAAUCUGCAAAAUAUUCCCAUAAUAAUUGCUAAUAGCUAUGACGAAUCAACGUUAGCAUUAAUGGCACAACAGGCAAAAGUCAUCAUUAACGUAGUUGGCCCCUAUCGUCUUUAUGGUGAAGCAGUUGUUAAAGCUGCUGUGGAAAAUGGUGCCAAUUAUGUGGAUAUUUCGGGAGAACCUGCGUUUUUGGAAUCAAUGCAAAUGAAAUAUAGCGAAGUGGCUGAGAAAAAAGGACUGUAUGUGGUUGGCGCAUGUGGAUGGGAUAGCAUCCCUUGUGAUCUGGGCAUCAAUUUUUUGAAGAACAAAUUUGAUGGACAACUUAAUGAUGUUGAAACGUUUGUACAACUUAAUACUGGAUCUGCGGGUUAUUCAUUCAAUGCAGGUACUUAUCGUACUUUGGUUCUGGGCAUAGCCAAUAUGCAUACUGAUGGUUUGGGUAAAAUACGGCGCAGUAUAAUGCCAGAGCGAUUACCAAAAAGUUCUUUUCGAGCACCAAAAAGGGGCACUUUCUGGUUCAACGAUAAAAUUGAUGGUUGGUGUCUUCCAUUUUAUGGAUCUGAUAAAAGUGUUGUAACUCGUUCUCAAUAUUUCGAUUUCAAACUUCAUAACAUAUUACCAGUCCAAGUAGAAACAUUUAUCCGCGUGAAAUCAUCAUUGUGGGCUUUUCUUCUAUCGUUAUGGCUUGUAGUUUUCACAGCUGCUGCCAAAAUUGCAUUUAUGAGAGAUUUUUUACUGUCAUAUCCAGGACUAUGCAGUUUUGGUAUGUUCAAAGAAUCGGGACCUACUUCUGAACAGGUACGGCAAGCUUCAUUUAUUUACUGGUUUUUUGGUAGAGGCUGGGCCGAAAAGCACGACUCUCUGGAUGAAUUCAAAACAAAACCUGACAAACAGAUAACAGCUCGAUGUGUGGGUCCAGAUGCUGGAUACAUAGCAACUUCAGGUUGUGUUCUUGCUGCUGCAUUGUCAUUGAUUAGUGAUGGUGAUAAGCUUCCGAAAGGAGGAGUAUACACACCAGCUGCUGCAUUUAGAGACACGGGCAUUUACGGUCGUCUUGAAAAGUAUGGUAUUCGUUUUGAAGUUGUCGACAAAUUUCAAUGA
Molecule: messenger RNA, 1269 nt
Organism: Thelazia callipaeda (thelaziosis nematode)
Lineage: Eukaryota; Metazoa; Nematoda; Chromadorea; Rhabditida; Thelaziidae
Source: the annotation of a GenBank genome assembly